AUGUCUGAAAGAAAAGCUAUUAACAAGUACUAUCCACCGGAUUACAACCCACUGGAAGCUGAAAAGCUAUCCAGGAAAAUGGCUAAAAAACUGAAAACCAUGAAUAAGAGCCACGCAUCGAUUAGAUUAAUGACCCCAUUUAGUAUGAGGUGUUUGGAAUGUAACGAAUAUAUUCCCAAAAGCAGAAAAUUCAAUGGUAAGAAAGAGCUACUGAAGGAGAAGUACCUGGACUCCAUUAAGAUAUAUAGACUAACCAUUUCAUGUCCACGUUGUGCCAAUUCCAUUGCAUUUAGAACAGACCCCGGUAAUUCAGAUUAUGUAAUGGAAGUGGGGGGCGUAAGAAACUAUGUCCCUCAGAAACCAAAUGAUGACCUGAACGCUAAAACAGCUGUCGAAAGCAUAGACGAGACACUGCAACGCUUAGUGAGAGAGAAGGAAAUGGAGCAGAACGAGAAGAUGGGUAUAAAGGAGCAAGCAGAUGACAAAAUGGAUUUGCUGGAAAAAAGACUAGCCAAAAUUCAACAAGAGCAAGAGGAUGAUGAGGAACUUGAAAAUUUAAGGAAAAAAAACCUUGAAAUGAGCCAGAGAGCUGAAAUGAUAAACCGCAGCAAACACGCACAACAAGAAAAAGCAGUAACGACUGAUGAUCUGGACAACCUCGUAGAUCAGGUAUUUGACAAUCACAGGCAGCGUACCAAUAAACCUGGCAAUAACAACGAUGAGAAGAGAACUCCGUUGUUUAAUCCUACAUCCACUAAGGGAAAAAUACAGAAGAAAAGCUCUGUGCGUACGAAUCCGUUAGGGAUAGUUAUAAAACGAGGAAAGUCUCUCAAAUGA
Saccharomyces cerevisiae S288C is the source of this 837-nucleotide messenger RNA. It is a transcript of the gene YJU2, whose product is annotated as mRNA splicing protein YJU2. The record is from RefSeq and is marked reviewed. Gene Ontology annotation, biological process: generation of catalytic spliceosome for first transesterification step; mRNA splicing, via spliceosome; generation of catalytic spliceosome for second transesterification step. The transcript has a single exon. NCBI's taxonomy places the organism in Eukaryota, Fungi, Ascomycota, Saccharomycetes, Saccharomycetales, Saccharomycetaceae. Gene Ontology annotation, cellular component: U2-type catalytic step 2 spliceosome; nucleus; U2-type catalytic step 1 spliceosome. The coding region runs from base 1 to 837 and encodes 278 amino acids.